Molecule: messenger RNA, 1392 nt
Organism: Helianthus annuus (common sunflower)
Lineage: Eukaryota; Viridiplantae; Streptophyta; Magnoliopsida; Asterales; Asteraceae
Product: pentatricopeptide repeat-containing protein At1g62670, mitochondrial
Exons: 1
Coding region: 61-1392 (443 amino acids)
Molecular function (GO): protein binding
Source: RefSeq, a predicted model, not a curated record
UUUAUAUAUAGUGCACUCUUAGAUGGACUCGUCCUUGAAGAUAAGAUUCUUGAAGCAGAGAUGUUAUUCAAGAAGCUCGUCAAACAAAAACUUUGUGAACCUAAUGUUGUUACGUACAGCACAAUGAUUAAAGGCCUUUGCAAGUUCGAUUAUAACGUUACAGCAGUUGCUUUGCUCAGGCUAAUGGAACAAAAAAACUGCAAGCCUAGUAUUGUUACAUAUAGCACCAUCAUUGAUAGUCUUUGCAAGGAUAAAAUGAUGGAUGAUGCUUUGAAGCUCUUAAAAGAAAUGGUAUCUGACAAAGGUAUUCUACCAAACGUCAUCACCUACACUUCUUUAAUUCGUGGUCUUUGCAACUUGGGUCGUUGGGAUGAGGCCUCAAAGAUGCUAAAAGAAAUGGAGGAUGAGAAGAUUGCUCCAAAUGUGAAAACCUUUACUGCAUUAGUUGAUGCAUUUUGCAAGGAAGGUAAAGUAGAAGAAGCUGAGGCUGUUAUCAACAUCAUGAUUGAGAGAGGUGAGGUUCCAAACAUAGUGACGUACAGUUCACUUAUUGAUGGUUACUGUCUUCGAGGUGAAAUGAUCAAAGCAAGGGAGAUUUUUGAUUCAAUGACACUUAGAGGUCUCGUUCCCAAUGUUGUUACUUACAGUAGUUUAUUGAAUGGGUAUUGCAAGAAUCUGAAUAUUGAGAAGGCUGAGCAAAUGUUUCGUGAAAUGUCCGGAAAAGGUUUAAAACCCGAUGUAGUUACUUACAGCACCAUGAUACAAGGAUUGUUUCAGGUUGGGCGUUGUGUAGAUGCAUGCAAACUCUUCAAUGAGAUGCAUGCACAAGGCCUAGUUCCAAACCAAUGCACUUAUCGAAUAAUUUUAGACGGUCUUUGCAACAACCAUCUAGUAGAAGAUGCACUCUCUUUGUUCCAGUUAAUGGGUGAUAGCAAGCUUAAUUCUGAUAUUGUUGUGUACACUAUCCUCAUUGAUGGGGCAGGAAAAUGUGGGAAAUUUCACAUUGCAAGGAAUCUUUUCCAUGAAUUAAUAGAUAAAGGCUUGCAACCUGAUGUCAGGACAUAUAAUGUGAUGAUUGGUGUUUUUUGUCGCGCAAGUCUAUUGGGGGAAGCAAAGUUGUUGUUUCUUAAAAUGGAAGAGAGUGGCUACCUACCAAAUAAUGUUACUUACCGUGUUUUACUCCAAGGAUAUCUAAAGAACAGGCUCUAUGAUGAUGUGGAGAUGCUUUUACAGGAAAUGGAUGAUAGAGGUUACUCACUUGAUGCUUCGACUUUAUCGUUAUUUAUAGAUCAGAUCGCAGCUGGUUUACUAGAUAGAAGUAUGCUUAAGCUGUUAGGUAAGCUUGUGCCAAAAGAAUUAAUGGACGAUCCUAGCUUGUGCGACUGGGACUGA